Messenger RNA from Benincasa hispida (wax gourd), 748 nucleotides. RefSeq lists its product as uncharacterized. NCBI's taxonomy places the organism in Eukaryota, Viridiplantae, Streptophyta, Magnoliopsida, Cucurbitales, Cucurbitaceae. The record is from RefSeq and is a predicted model, not a curated record. Gene Ontology annotation, biological process: cold acclimation; response to water deprivation; response to abscisic acid. Gene Ontology annotation, cellular component: cytosol.
ACGUGGCAACCCCAAAAAAGAUUACGUGUUAGGCUUAGACAGGUACCUAGCUUCUGCUUUUAUGGUUGUUUUUUUUAUGUCCGAGUGUGGAAUGGGAGAUGAAAAUGGCGAAAAUGGCUGAUAUACGCGACGAGCAUGGCAACCCCAUCCGACUCACCGACGAGCAGGGCAACCCGGUUCUGCUGACUGAUGAACAUGGCAACCCCAUGUGGCUCACUGGCGUCGCAACCAAGGUUGGCACGACGCUCGGGUCACUGAUGUUUGGUGGUGGUGGCAGCCGGGAUGGUGGCCAUGGUUGUGCUUCUGAUGCUCAAGCUAGUUCAGGAGGUGGCUAUGGCGAUGUCGAGCAGGUGCUGCCGCCGCAUGAAGAGGAUGAAGAUGGUGGCUCUACUGUUCAUGUUCGCUCUACCAGUUCAGGCUCGAGUUUGUCUGAGGAAGAACAAAAUGAGAGGAAGGGGGAGAAGAAGAAGAAGAAAGGACUGACUCAGAAAAUAAAAGAGAAACUGAGAGGAGGGAAACACAAAGAGGAGCAGCCUUAUGCUUCUCCCCUGCCGACCACCACGGAAGGCAGACUCUCCGACCACCAUGGAAAGAACUCACCGAACUUAAUGUUUUAAAUCUUUAAGAGGACGUUUAGGGCAAGAAGUUGGAUAUUAUAAUUCUAAGUUAUUAUAGUUGGGUUAUAAAAGUUUGUGUUUGGGGUAUAGAUUAUUUUAGUUUGGGUUAUAAUAGUAUAUGUUUGAGAUUA